GGCUUUUCUUGUGCGUUUGAAAGAGUAGUCACCGUGGAAGAAGCAUGUCCACUCGUUCACCUGAAAGGCCUGAUCAGCAGAACAGGAGAGAUGGAGAAUCCUUUGGACGCAUGCAAAGGCCAAGGCAGGCGUCUUGGUUGUUGCCAUUUGUGCAAUGGUUCAGGUUCAGUCAGGGAAUUAUAGAAAACAGCAACUGGUCGCCUAGUGAACUUUUCCUAAUGAUGAUUCUGCGAUUCGGGCAAUCAUUUUACCUUCCUGAAAAGCAUGUUGAAAAGUCUAUUGGAGUUAAAAACUUGACCGAGAAAGUUGGUCUCAAAGCAAUUUUCUGCUUCAAAUUUUGCACCAAUUUAGGGCUCUAAUGGCCACACGUUAACUUCCAGUUAGGUCGAGGUCUAACUAUCAUUCCAAAUGUAUAAAAAGGAUGCUGUGGAUCACCAAUCUCCAAUUUCAAAUCGAUAUUGAACUUGAUCUCAGAAAUCUCAAUCCCCACUGCAGAAAAAGACAAUGGCAAGGCUAGUUGGUUCUUGGUUGGUGGGUGUUUCUUUGUCGGUGAUGUUGGUGGUUGCCACAGGAUGGGGCCCCUCUGUGGAUGAUGUCAAGGAGCAGCUGCAGCAGGCUGGUGAGGCUGCCAAGCAGACAUCUGAACAAUGGGCACAAUGGGCUUCAGAAAAGUUCUCAAGCAGGGGACUCAGUGAAGUUGAAGGUGCCAAUGUGCAGGAUGCCUCACAGUAUAUGAAAGACGCUGCAUCAGGGCUGAAGGAUAAAGCAAGCGAAGCUGCGACGGGAGCGAAAGAGAAAGCAAGCCAAGCUGCGACGGGAGCGAAAGAGAAAGCAAGCCAAGCUGCGACGGAAGCGAAAGAGAAAGCAAGCCAAGCUGCGACGGGAGCGAAAGAGAAAGCAAGCGAAGCUGCGACGGGAGCGAAAGAGAAAGCCAGCUCUGCCUACGAAUCGGCCAAGGAGAAGGUUGGCGAGGUCUAUAACGCAAAAAAACCCAAAGAGCUAUAAGCUGGCACACCAAUAUCAAGGAGACUCAUCAACCACCACCUUCUUCCCUCUUUCUAACAGAAGACAAGAUGGAAGUCUUUGAAUUCCCUUUUUGUUUAAUCUGGAGAAUAAUUGUUAGCAUGUUAUUUUUCUGGUUUAAAAAUUUUGUUUGCCUUUGACCUAUUAUAUGUUGCUCACUUAUUGUAAACAAGCUUUGGGUUGUGAUCUUUAGAGGAUAUUUAUUCGA
This is a messenger RNA of Nymphaea colorata (pocket water lily), 1231 nucleotides long. RefSeq names its product late embryogenesis abundant protein D-29-like. NCBI's taxonomy places the organism in Eukaryota, Viridiplantae, Streptophyta, Magnoliopsida, Nymphaeales, Nymphaeaceae. The coding region runs from base 505 to 1005 and encodes 166 amino acids. The transcript is spliced from 3 exons. The record is from RefSeq and is a predicted model, not a curated record.